Molecule: messenger RNA, 6841 nt
Organism: Prosopis cineraria
Lineage: Eukaryota; Viridiplantae; Streptophyta; Magnoliopsida; Fabales; Fabaceae
Exons: 10
Coding region: 140-6484 (2114 amino acids)
Molecular function (GO): ADP binding
Source: RefSeq, a predicted model, not a curated record
CUCCUGAACCCUCAAGUUCCAACUAAGUUGACGACUCAUCUCAAGCGAAAUUUUGGUCAUCGCAGAGCAAUUCUGUUCAUCUCACUCUUUGAAAUUUUGCAAGUGGAAGUUCAUCUUAUUAGGUUGCUAUUAAUUCAAAAUGGCAGAGGUGGGAGUAUCUGUGGCAGCAAAACUUGCUGAAUAUUUGGUGGAUCCAACUUUACAGCAGCUGGAAUAUUUGUUCUGUGUCGGCAAAAUCACCAAAAAUGUCAGGAUAAAAAAGGAGAAGCUCAUGCUCACACAAGAGAGGGUGCAAGCACGUGUUCAAGAGGCCAUCAACAAGACUGAGAGGAUUGAUGGUGUGGUUAACAAGUGGAUGGAUGAUGUGCAGAGCCUCAUAGCAGACUUGGAGAAUUUGGAGGAAAAACUAAAGGUCAACAAUGGCUGCUUUAAAAGGUGGUGUCCUAUUUGGAGGAGAUAUUGUCUUUGCAAAGAGUUGGCCAAGAUAACUCAAAGGAUGGUAGUGCUAAAUACGGAAAGUGGUAAUCUUAAUCCAUUUUCUCAUCCUACUAUUAUCCCAGGUAUAGAGUAUCACUCUUCUCCCAAUUUUACGUUCUUCAACUCUACGCAAAGGGCUUUUGAUGAUCUGCUGGAGGCAUUGAAAGAUGAUGGCAAUUCCAUAGUUGGGCUAUGGGGCAUGGGCGGUUCAGGGAAAACCACCUUGGUGACAGAAGUAGGGAAGGAAGCCAAAGAAUCAAAGCUAUUUGAUCGAGUUGUGAAGAUUACAAUUUCUCAAAACCUGGAAAUCAGAAAAGUUCAAGGUGAAAUUGCUGACAUGUUUGGACUUGACUUGAAGGAAAAAUCUGAAAUUGGAAGGGCACAAAGAAUAGCAGAAAGAUUACAAAGUGGAGAACGGAUUUUGAUAAUAUUGGAUGAUGUAUGGGGUAAGCUAAAUCUUGAGGAUAUAGGGAUUCUCUUUGGGGGAAAUCAUCAAAGAAAUUGCAAAAUUGUCCUAACCACACGCCGAAAAGAGGUAUGUACAUUGAUGAAUUGUGGAAAUAUAAUUCGGUUAGACAUCUUAAAAGAAGAUGAAGCUUGGACACUAUUUCAAACUCAUGCUAAUGUUGAUGCUGGUGCUAAAGAAGUCGUGGCACGGGAAGUUGCUAAGGAAUGUAAAGGACUUCCCAUUGCAAUUGUAGCUGUUGGAACUUGCCUGAAAGCAAAAGGACUUGAUGAGAUGAAGGUGGUACUGCACAAGUUGAAGCAUUCAAAACCAAUAGACCAUGAGGAUAAAAGUGUGAGAGAUGCUUUUGCUUGUCUCGAACUAAGUUACAGUUAUUUGAAAUCCAAAGAAGCCAAGUCAUUAUUCUUGAUGUGUGCAAUGUUUCCUGAAGAUCAUAAAAUUGUCAUUGAAGACCUUUUUAGAUAUGGAGUAGGGUUGGACCUUUGCAAAGAUGUAGACUCAUUUGAAAUAGCAAGGAGCUAUGUUGCAACAGCCAUAGAAAUUCUUGUUGACUCCUCAUUAUUGAUGUAUUCUCCAAAUUUUAGAGGGGAAAGACAAUUGACAAUGCAUGACGUGGUUCGUGAUGUAGCAUUAUGGAUAGCAUCUAAUCAGGAUUGUGCCAUCAAGGUAAAUUGUACAAAAGAACUGGAAGAAUUUCUUGAUGAUGAUGUGGUAAAAGAUUGCUAUGCAAUAGGCUCAUGGUAUCAUCACAAGGAAUCACUUCAAUUUCCUUCUCAAUUGAAUGCUCCAAAACUUGAGAUUCUACUGUUACAUUCAACCUUAUCCUUGGAUUUAUCACAUGCUUCAUUUGAAGGUGCCAAAGGACUCAAGGUUGUGGCUAUUAUUAACAAAGGAUAUAGUCUUCCCUCAUUGAUGGUAAAGCCUCAAUCAAUCCAACAAUUGUCUAAUCUUCGGACUUUGAGGUUGCGAUGUUGGGAUUUAGGUGACAUCUCUUUUGUGGUAAGCCUUACAAGACUUGAAAUUCUUGACUUGCAAGGUAGUAAAUUUGAAAAACUUCCAAAUGGAAUUGAAAAAUUAAAGAAGUUGAAGUUGCUGGAUUUAUCAAAGUGUAAAAUAGAUGAGUGUUGUUAUGAAGUAUUAGGGAGUUGUUUGCAGCUAGAAGAGUUGUAUGUUUAUCCACAUUCUCCGCAUCCAAAAGGCAAAAGUUGCCAUGACUAUACUUUGGCGAAAUUGAAAAGGUACAAGUUAGACAUGGGGGAUCAUGGCUAUGACGUCGAAUUUUGGAAUGAAGGCACACAAUCUUUAUGCUUGGGUAAGCUAAAUAUCUCCAUCUUAGGUGAAAUAAUUAAGGAUCUUGUGCAAAGAGCAACUUCAGUUUAUUUUUACAAGCUUCAAGGAGGCUGCAAAACUUUCAUUCCUAAUGUAGUUCAAGCUGUGGGAGGCAUGAAUGAAUUAACUAAACUCCAUCUUGAAUGCUGUUCAGAGAUAGAUUGCAUUAUUGAUGAAACUACUCUUUGUAACAAUGUGGUUGUCCCAAAAUUGGAUGAGUUAAAAUUGAAGGAGUUGAAAUUGAAGGAUAUGGCUAAUCUAAAACAACUAUGCCGUGGUCCUUCUCGUCUUAGCUUGUUCCAACAGCUUGAAAGUCUAAGUAUAUCCAAAUGCCCUCAGUUGCUCCCCGUGUUCCUUGUCUCUGUUGCUCGCACUCUGUUGUCCCUAAAGAAGCUCGAGAUAAAGGAGUGUAGUGAAUUGAAGAAUGUAUUAGAGGGAGAGGAAGAACAAGCAUUGCGUGCUCAAAUUGAGACUUUGAUAGAGCUCCCUUGCUUGGAACAUCUCUUACUACAAAAUCUUCCAAAUCUUGUCAGGAUUUGCUCAGAAAGGUAUCAUCUAAGGUGCCCAUCUAUUAAGGAAGUAGUCUGCCAGGAUUGUCCAAAUAUGGAAUGGCAGGAAUUUAAGGGCCUUCAUUUGAGGAAUGAAGAAUACAAGCCACUGGCAGUUAUUGAAAAGAUUGAUCUUCAUAAUUGUGCAGUAGAAUCCAAUUUCUUCUGUCAGACUGGGAUUGAAGAACAUAUUCCAACAUUUCAAUACCUUAAAUCUUUAACUUUGAAAAGAUGUGCAAGAUUGAAAUUUGUGUUCUCUACUCAUAUUUGUCAAAGUCUUCCGAUGUUAGAUAAGGUAACCAUGUCUGAAUGUGAAGAAUUGGAGGCAAUUUUUCUAGGAAAUGAAGAAAAUGAGAAGAAUGUAUCCAUAACUGAAGCUUGUCUGCCGAAAUUGAGUUAUUUGGAAAUCGAAAGGUGCAACAAGCUGAAAUUCGUUUUAUCUUUCGUGAUCAAGGUUGCUACCUCGAUGCUUCCACAACUAAGCACUUUGACCAUAUCAAAUUCUUCUCAGUUGGAAGAAAUUUUCAGAUGCUCUAAUAUUGAAGAUCAUGACAUUGACAAUGAAAUGGAGGUUAUGUUCCCAAACUUGAAACAAGUAACACUUGUAAAGCUUCCAAGACUUGUUAAUGUUCGCCAAUGGUUUAAGCUGCAGAGAGGGGAAUUUUGCCUCGUCUACAUUCAUGAAUGCCCAAAAUUUAUGCCAAUCACGAGUGCAACUAUUAGGAGGUGGACUAAAGAGAGACUUAAAAGGAAGUAUGUGUUGAAAUGGAGCCAAUUAAAUAAUAAUGAAGCUCACAAUCUUCCACUCCCUGUUUUAAAUGUUGGAGAACUUGAUAUUCAAAGUCCUGAAGUUGAUGAUGAGGUUCAAGUCAUGGGUGAUGAUGACCAAGAAGAAACCAAGGAUUCAGAAAUGUUGAGAUCGGAACAACGCAUGCUUGGAGGUCUUGUUCCCACCCAAGUUUUGAGCUUUCAAUAUCUCCAUUCCUUAGAAAUGGUUCGAUGCAAAAAGUUGAAAUUUUUAUUCUCAAUAAGAACCAUUGUUCAUAACAGCCUUUCCAAUUUGAGUUCCCUGACUUUACGUGACUGUGAGGAAUUGGAGGAAAUAAUUCAAGAUAACGAGGAACAUCAGGUCAUGUCUAAUGAUCAAGUUCACUUCCCAAAACUAGGACAGUUGAAGGUUCAGAGGUGCGACAAGCUCAUAAGACUCUUCCCUAUAUCCAUGUCCACUAGUUUUCCACAACUACACUCUUUGCGUGUAAAUGGGGCUGAUCAAUUAGAGGUGAUUUUUGGAGACAGUAGUGAAGAUGCAGCCAACUACAGUGGGAAAAUUGUGCUUUCAAGCUUGAGGGAGAUAGAGCUUGAAAAUUUGCCAAAUUUCAUCAAUGUUUGUCAAGGGAUGCAAAUUCAGAUGCAACUGAGUGAGAUCCGCAUACGGAACUGCGCCAAAUUUCAUGAUUCAAGUUUGGGAUGGGCUCUUCAACAAUUGGGAACAAUUUCGACAGGGGAAUUUCGCAAAUUCGAGGUUCAUGAAUGCCCAAAAUUUAUGCCAAUUAUGAGUGCAACUAUUAGGUGGUUUCUUGGGAGACUUAAAAGGAAGUAUGUGUUGAAAUGGAGCCAAUUAAAUAAUAAUGAAGCUCACAAUCUUCCACUCCCUGUUUUAAAUGUUGGAGAACUUGAUAUUCAAAGUCCUGAAGUUGAUGAUGAGGUUCAAGUCAUGGGUGAUGAUGACCAAGAAGAAACCAAGGAUUCAGAAAUGUUGAGAUCGGAACAACGCAUGCUUGGAGGUCUUGUUCCCACCCAAGUUUUGAGCUUUCAAUAUCUCCAUUCCUUAGAAAUGGUUCGAUGCAAAAAGUUGAAAUUUUUAUUCUCAAUAAGAACCAUUGUUCAUAACAGCCUUUCCAAUUUGAGUUCCCUGACUUUACGUGACUGUGAGGAAUUGGAGGAAAUAAUUCAAGAUAACGAGGAACAUCAGGUCAUGUCUAAUGAUCAAGUUCACUUCCCAAAACUAGGACAGUUGAAGGUUCAGAGGUGCGACAAGCUCAUAAGACUCUUCCCUAUAUCCAUGUCCACUAGUUUUCCACAACUACACUCUUUGCGUGUAAAUGGGGCUGAUCAAUUAGAGGUGAUUUUUGGAGACAGUAGUGAAGAUGCAGCCAACUACAGUGGGAAAAUUGUGCUUUCAAGCUUGAGGGAGAUAGAGCUUGAAAAUUUGCCAAAUUUCAUCAAUGUUUGUCAAGGGAUGCAAAUUCAGAUGCAACUGAGUGAGAUCCGCAUACGGAACUGCGCCAAAUUUCAUGAUUCAAGUUUGGGAUGGGCUCUUCAACAAUUGGGAACAAUUUCGACACGGGAAUUUCGCAAAGUCGAGGUUCAUGAAUGCCCAAAAUUUAUGCCAAUCACGAGUGCAACUAUUAGGCGGCUUAAAGAGAGACUUGAAAGGAAGUAUGCAUUGAAAUGGAGCCAAUUAAAUGAUAAUGAAGCUCUUAAUCUUCCACUCCCUAUUUUAAAUGUUGGAGAACUUGAUAUUCAAAGUCCUGAAGUUAAUCAUGAGUUUCAAGUCAUGGGAGAUGACUACCAAGAAGAUGAUGACCAAAAAGAAACCAAUGACUCAAAAAUGUUGAGAUCGAAAGAACAAAUGCUAGGAGGUCUUGUUCCCACACAAGUGUUAAGCUUCCAAUAUCUCCAUUCCUUAAAAAUGAUUAAAUGCAAGAAAUUAAAGUUUUUAUUCUCAAUAAGCACCAUUGUCCAUAACAGCCUUCCCAAAUUAUGUUCCCUUUCCUUAUCUGAUUGUGAGGAAUUGGAGGUUAUUUUUGGACAUGGUGGUGAAGAUGAAGCCAACUAUAGUGAGAACAUUAUGCUUUCAAGCCUAAAGAAGAUGAAUCUUGAAAAUUUACCAAAUUUCAUCAGUGUUUGUCAAGGGAUGCAGAUUCAGGUGCAACUGAGUGACAUCUACAUAGACAACUGCCCCAAAUUUCAUGAUUCAAGUUUGAAAUCGGCUCUUCAACAAUUGGGAACAAUAUCGUUCUCGCAGGUUUCUACAGAAAAUUCAAAAUUCCAACCUAUAGCAGAUGUUAGAAAACAAUUGCCUGUAGAUGAAGAAAAAGGGAUGAUCUUGACCUCAAGAGUAGAAUCCUUGGAUUUGAUAGAUUCAACCAACCUCGUGUGUGUAUGGGAGGGUCCCACUUUCAUCAGCUUCCAAAAUCUUGAGACGUUAAAGGUGAAAGGAUGCAAGAAAUUGAAGUGUAUCUUUUCCAACACUGUCGUCAGAAGCCUUCCAUGUUUGUGGAGGCUAUACAUAUCAGAAUGUGAAGAGUUGGAGGAAAUAAUGUCAUCAGAGCCUCACUUUCCAAAUGCAUCCUCUUCUUCCUGCUGUUGCUUCCCAAAACUUGAAAUGCUUGAUGUCAUUAAAUGCAGAAAGUUGAAAUGGCUCUUCCCCUAUCUGCCCUCUACUCAACAUCUUCCAUCAUUGACUUAUCUAAACAUAACACAGUGCUCUGAGCUGGAGGGAGUUUUUAGUUGUGAAGUUGAAAUCCAAGAGGAAUGGUUCUACAACAGCCUACUUCCAGAGCUAGUAGAUCUUAAUGUUGAGGAUUGCCCCAUGUUCUCCGAAACCACAUACGCAGCUAUUAAAACCUCCAUACGCAGGCAUGCAUAUUUGAUAGCAUGAGAGCUUUUUCUCUUCCCUGGUGACUGUCGGUGGGAGGAAUGACAAUAAUGCGAAGCCAUAGAUGAUGACAAUCAAGACUCUGCUGUUACGGUGGUGGAUCCGAUUAAUAUUUGUGAUAAUUGUCGUCCAAUUUUUGUAUCCUUCAUUUUCACAUAAAUUAAGAUUACCAUUUCAUGUACUGCUUUAAUAUCUUCAAUCGCUUUCUACUUUGCACGCCCAGAGACACAAGAAGAAGAAGUUUACUAUAUGUGAUUGUGAACAAAUAGUCUUAACAAGUACGUUCUAGUAUUACAUCAACUUCUGACUUUGACUACUCUUUAUUUAUCUGUGAAUAUAAUAAUCGUCGAUUCAUUUUCA